AUGGACCCCCUCAUCUCCAAGGGAUGCCGGUCCUUAAACACUGAGAUUUUGAUGCUACGACGAGAAAUCGAAGAAUGGGAGGAUAAAUUCGAGGCUCGCGUCAGCGAGGAGGUAGCAUGGAGGACGGAGAUUGAAAGCGAUCUGAAGGCUAAGAUUGUCUUCUUGGAGGACCAGCUCGAAGGAUAUGCGUGUCGGAUUAAGGAACUCGAACGUGCACGGGAGCUGCAGGCGCAGAAGCUGCGGAGGGCGGAAUCAUUGAGGUCGACAAAUCGCAACUUGGAGAGACGUAUAGAUGUCUUGACUCAGUUACUCGCGCAGCCUCUUGCAAAGCCAGAUCGUCGGAGCCCACCCCUGUCGCCGAUGCGGAGUCCUGGUCCUCGUCUGUCGAGGCCAAAGUCCAUGCUUCUCUCUCCGCCUCUGCGGACGGAGAGUUUGCCUCGUGCUGCUGAUAACUUUGCGGAAACAGGUCGGGAAAUUACUGCGUCAAAUUUCGUGCCGGAUGAUUCUGCCAUGACUUCAUCCUCAAUGUCGUCCAAGUCGCAGUGGUCUUCUGUGUCCCGAUUGUCGUCGGCCUCGUCCCAGUGGAGCAUGCCGCUUCCUUUACCCUUCGAAUCACAGGGAAGAAAACCGGCAAGACAUGUAAGUAUGCGCACAUUCGCUUCUGGGACUUGCGCUCUGAAGCCAUUGAUUUUACCUUCGGCUGCAAGACCACAUCCUGAAUAUGGCCGGGGACAACUCUCUCCACAUGACGAUCACCAUUCGCACUCGUUCACGCCAAAUCCGGAUGGGGGUUUUCUCGAUGGUGCCGGCAAUUAUGGUGCAUGCCGUACUCGAGAAGACACGCUAGCGGGCCGGCCACGUCGAUAUCGGAAGUAUAGUGAAACGAUUGUGGAAUCCAGAGACAAUUUGUCGGACGCGCUUCCGUUCGAAAGGUCCACUGGAAGAAGUCGUUACUCCCAAAUGCUACAAACGUCUGGCAUAAGCAAUAAUCGGUCGUCCUUCACAUUAUUCUCGCCGGUUGAAGAGACAGCAGGGCUUGGUAUCCACCCGGAAUCGCAGCGUGGGCAGAAGUAUCAUUCUUCCCGUACCACGUCUGACCCGCGAAUACAGGUCGAACCUGAUCGCCUCAGCUUCUAUGCAAGGAGAUCCAACAAUUACAGGCCAUCCAAGGCACAUGGCCGGACGUAUAGUCUGUCAAGGAGUCAUCGAGCAGCCAACCAAAAACCGAAAUUGGAUAUCUGCAGGGCUCGUCAGGGUCUUCUACAGCGGCCGAAAACUGCCAUUUACAAGACAGCCGGCAGAGUUGUGGCAAAUAUCUGCCGAGUGAGCAUUACACGAUUUCAGAAUUUCUCUUGGUCACUGCUCCGCGUUCUUCUGGGACCACAAUAUCUGGAUGAAUGGCAAAGGACAUCUUUGUUGACGACCAGGUCCCUAAGUCUUGCCGCUGCUCUUGUGGUGACAACACUGGAUACAAGCCCUUGGAGUCGACCGAUGGGUUUCGUCGAGACUACUACUCGGUCCUUCCCAUCCCUAAGGGGGUCGUCUCCAUUGGCUACGAUAUAUUCUUGUGGACGGAAUGCCAUGGCGUCUUGA
Molecule: messenger RNA, 1593 nt
Organism: Monascus purpureus
Lineage: Eukaryota; Fungi; Ascomycota; Eurotiomycetes; Eurotiales; Aspergillaceae
Source: the annotation of a GenBank genome assembly